AAUAAGAUAAGUAACAAUCAAGAUAAUAAAGCAAAUAAUGCACCUCCUCCAACACAACUGACCAAAAUAAAGUUUACUGGUCCUCCUCAUAUCAAGCGAGAUAAAAGGCAAAAUUCAUCAAGAUUUAAUGUUAGCAAAAAUAGAGAAUUACAAAAACUUCCUCUUAUUAAAGAUGCCGUACCUGCCGAAAGGGAGGAUUUAUUCAUUCAGAAGAUUCGACAGUGUUGUGUUUUGUUCGACUUUGUCAUUGACCCAUUGAGCGAUCUAAAAUGGAAGGAAGUGAAGAGGGCGGCGCUACACGAAAUGGUGGAAUACGUCACCACACAGAGGGGGGUCAUUACGGAAGCUAUUUAUCCGGAAAUAGUUUACAUGUUUUCUGUAAACAUUUUCCGAACUCUGCCACCUUCUUCUAAUCCAAACGGUGCAGAAUUUGAUCCUGAAGAAGAUGAACCAACUUUAGAAGCUGCAUGGCCCCAUCUUCAGCUAGUAUACGAACUUUUCCUUCGUUUUUUGGAGUCUCCAGAUUUUCAGCCCAAUGUAGCUAAACGUAGCAUUGAUCAGAAAUUUGUAUUACAGCUUUUAGAACUGUUUGACAGUGAAGAUCCAAGAGAAAGAGAUUUUCUGAAGACUACUUUACACAGGAUAUAUGGGAAAUUUCUUGGACUUAGAGCAUAUAUUAGAAAACAAAUAAAUAAUAUAUUCUAUAGGUUUAUUUAUGAAACAGAACAUCAUAAUGGAAUUGCAGAAUUAUUAGAAAUUUUAGGAAGCAUUAUUAAUGGAUUUGCACUACCUUUGAAAGAGGAGCACAAAUUGUUUUUGUUGAAAGUUUUAAUGCCCCUUCACAAAGUCAAAUCUCUUAGUGUAUAUCAUCCUCAAUUAGCUUAUUGUGUUGUGCAGUUUUUAGAAAAAGAUCCUAGCUUAACAGAACCGGUAAUUACAACUCUGUUAAAAUUUUGGCCAAAAGUGCAUAGUCCAAAAGAGGUGAUGUUUUUGAAUGAGUUGGAAGAGAUUUUGGAUGUCAUAGAACCAGCAGAAUUUACUAAAGUUAUGAUCCCUCUGUUUAGGCAAUUAUCAAAAUGUGUUUCCUCUCCUCAUUUCCAGGUGGCAGAAAGAGCAUUAUAUUAUUGGAAUAAUGAAUAUAUUAUGAGUUUAAUUAGUGAUAAUGCCACCCAGAUCCUGCCAAUAAUGUUUCCAUCUCUAUAUAGAAAUUCUAAAUCACAUUGGAAUAAAACCAUCCAUGGUCUUAUUUACAAUGCUUUGAAAUUACUAAUGGAGAUGAAUCAAAAACUUUUUGAUGAAUGCACACACCAGUAUAAGCAAAUUAAACAAAAUGAAAAACAAAAAAUGAGAAACAGAGAAGAUGCUUGGAAUAAAAUUGAAAGUAUAGCAAAGAAAAAUCCUCAGUUUUUAACAGUCCUGCCAGUUACGAAUGCAGUUGAAUCUUCGUCUGGUUCCACUCAAAAUCAAGGGGAUGCAUUAACACCUGUAGAUGAAGAGGACAUGAAUUUUGAGAUAAUGGGGAAUGAAAGAAAAGAAGCAAAGCCAAAUCUUAAGAAAGACAAACCACUUGUACGCAGGAAGUCCGAAUUACGCCAUGACACAUUAACGAUAAAAACUCUUAAUGACUAUAAAAGAGCUGAAGAGUAUUUAACGCCACCACCUGCAGAAACCAGCUAAAUAUUAUCCAUAUGAUGAUAGUGUAUUUGUGCAUUUUACCUCUAGAUAUAUGGAGGUGUCAUAAUUUGCAAUAUCAUGGGGAUAAUUUCCAUGGGAAGAAUUUAAAGAGAGGUGCUCAAAAAAAACAAAAAACAAAAAAAAAAGCAAAAAUCACAGUAUCCCACCACAACUAAUUUGUGAAGAAGGUGAUUGUAAUAUUAACAAUAGGGUGCAAAUGGAUUAUGUCACUUUUUAUUUUAAAUGAAUCACACGUAUCUUUGAUGCAUAACAUUAGACACACAAUCCUCUUUGGGCUAUUAUCUGGAAAAGAUACAUUGUACUUAAGCUCAUGCCCAUGGUUCAUUGGUGUUGGAAAUAUUAUUAUUAUAAUUUUUUUGUAGUUAAUUGUAUUCAUAUGAUAAACAGAUUUAAUAUUUUUGUCCAUAAUUAUCUCCCAUAUCCUGUGCUCCUGUUUACUGAAAUCCAUCAUUGUAGUUAUUCUGUCAUCAUUUUUUUAGUUAUAAUUUGUAUUAUUGUUAUUUGACAUGCGAUAAGGAAUCUCCAACUUAGAUGUGGCAUCAGGUUUGCUAAGCAGCUAAAUACUAAAAAUAAAAAAAGAAUAAAAAACAUAUUUAUCAGAGAAAGUAGACGAUUUAGAAUUAGGGAUAGUUGUACUCUUGCAAUUAUCAACAUUGUUGUCAUUAUGGCUUAAUUAUAUAUCAUUAAGAGAAGCUCAAAUCACAAAUUGGACAAAAUUUCGAUUAAAUUUUAAUGAGUCUGCCAUCUUGUGUUCCGAUUUAAGUUCAAAAUUGGAUUAGAUUCAGUUGCUCAAACAUAGUUUUUUGGCACUUAUACAAUGUAUAUACAAGUAAGUAAAUGUCUGUCUGUCGUUGCAAAGAAUCUGACUUCCAAAAUUUAUUUCCCCACAGUACGUGUAAUUUGUUUUCUUAUCUCUGUCUUCAUUUUAAUAACCAAUGACAUUUUUUACAUUCCAUUUUUCUAUUGAUAUCUUUUUGUAUUUUAACAAAAAACACUUCUUUAGUGGGGAAAGAUGCAUGCAUCGAGUCUACUAUCGUUUGAUUUGCAAACGAGAAAAUUGUCUCGGCUAUCUCGCUUUGUAUGCAAAACAUUCUUCGAGCAUCCAAAACUUGGCAUCAGAGAAAAAAAAACAAGCUUUUAAUGCACUCGUAGGAUAAAUGUUUUAUUUGAAUUAAUAAGUAAAAGUCAUUUUACUUACCUCCAUAAAUAGGAAACGAAAAGCAUAAGAAAUUAAAAAAAAAAAAAAGAAGCUUUUCUUGGAUAUUUGCUAUUGUUUUUCGUUUUUGCCGACGAUAAUAGCAAUUAUCAUCAUAAAUAAAAUAAAAAAAGAUUAAAAAUACAGCAUAUACACUAGUCACACUGAGUGUACUGUAAAUACACAGAUAAGAAGUUUUGAAUGAUCAUGUGAUUUCUAGUGAGGAGAUGAAUUUAUUCAUUCCUAAUGAAAGUGUCCUUGAAAUUGUUGAAGAAAAAAAAAUCAGAAUUGAGCAGUUUAGGCUUUCAUUUCAUACAGAUGUCACUCAAAUUCAAAUUUGCAUUGCAUUGGUUGGGUGCCAAACAUUUAAUUCUAAAUCAUGAUCCACAUUCCACUUUAAAUUUAUUAUUAUUAUUAUUAUUCAAAUUUUUUAAAAUUCUUAAUACAGAGAUGAACCUAAUUAUAGCGACAGGUUCUUUAGUUUAUUUUCUAAUCAUCCUAAAUCUAAAAGAAAAAAGAGAACACACACAGAUUUUUUAUGAAAGAAACACAAUUAUUUUAGCAUUCGAUAACAUCUUUUUUUAUCAUCUGUAUGAUUUGAAUAAAUCAUAAACCAAAAAAAAGGAUGUAAAAAAAAUAAAAAUUUUAGCAAAAUAAUCUGGAUUUCAUCUAACAUUAUUACACUUUAGUAAUAGUUGAUUCUUUUGUUGUAUUAAUAAAUUAAUUUAUGUUCAGAAUAAAUGCUGAUAUUUGCCUGUAAAAUGUUUGCAGUUGGUAUUGAAACGAAUAAAUUUGUUCAUAUGAAA
This is a messenger RNA of Centruroides sculpturatus (bark scorpion), 3696 nucleotides long. RefSeq names its product serine/threonine-protein phosphatase 2A 56 kDa regulatory subunit gamma isoform-like (gene wrd). Gene Ontology annotation, molecular function: protein phosphatase activator activity. Gene Ontology annotation, biological process: signal transduction; protein dephosphorylation. Gene Ontology annotation, cellular component: cytosol; nucleus; protein phosphatase type 2A complex. The transcript is spliced from 14 exons. The record is from RefSeq and is a predicted model, not a curated record. Lineage: Eukaryota; Metazoa; Arthropoda; Arachnida; Scorpiones; Buthidae. Bases 304 to 1677 code for a protein of 457 amino acids.